AUGACUGUCGCCGACUAUCUGGCUGCCCAGCUGGCCGAGUCGCAUCGUGCCUACAUUGAGCGCAAUCCCAAAUCUCGAAUUGCCUAUGAGAACUCCUUCGCAUAUCUGCCCGGGGGCAAUACUAGGACAGUCAUCCAUGCCGAUCCUUUCCCGCUUACUUUUGCGUCGGGGGAAGGGAGCACGUUGACUUCGGUCGACGGGCAUAAAUAUGUCGACCUCUUGGGCGAAUUCAGCGCGGGUAUCUUUGGCCACUCAAAUCCCCGUAUCGCAAAUGCUAUUACGGAUGCGAUGACUCGAGGGUGGAAUUACGGAGGCACUUGCACCUAUGAGAAAGAGCUGGCAAGCAAAGUGUGCGAAAGAUUUGGUCCGAGUGGCCUGCAGCUUGUCCGCUUCACCAAUUCCGGCACCGAGGCGAAUACAAUGGCCAUUGCCACUGCGCAGAAUGUCACUGGGAAGAAAAAGAUUCUCGUGUUCAGUUCGGGUUAUCACGGUGGAACUUUAGUGUUCCCCCUCGCUGUGAUGAAAGGCGAGACGGUAGCCCCGAUGAACCUUCCUCACGACUUUGUGUACGCACCAUACAAUAAUAUCAGCGAAACCCGGGAGAUAUUGGACCACUUACCCCAAGAUAGCCUAGCAGCUAUUCUGGUAGAGCCCAUUCAGGGUUCCGGGGGCUGCCGACCUGCUGACAGAAGAUUCCUCAAUUUCCUUCGGACAGAAGCAGACGAGCGCAAGGCAUUGCUUAUCAUGGAUGAGGUUAUGGCUUCUCGUCUCGGAUAUUCCGGCUAUUCUGCUGAAAUGAAUAUCCGCGCUGAUAUCAUGACGCUCGGAAAGUACCUCGGUGGCGGGAUGACGAUUGGUGCAUUUGGAGGAAGAAGGGACAUCAUGGAACUAUUCGACCCAACGAAAUCCAAAUUGUUUCACCCGGGCACCUACAACAACAACGUUUUCUCCAUGGCAGCUGGCAUCACCGGACUUGACAUUUACGACGCAUCGGAAGUGGACAGAUUGAACAAUCUGGGAGAAAAAUUGAAGACAGACAUUCAAGCGAUUUUGAUGAACCACGGUCUCUACCCAGAUAGCUACCGGAGUCCCGCUGCCGGGCUUAUGGAGAUCGACAGCCUACUAACGGGAACAGAGGGAUACAUUGAUGAUCAUUCUGACAAACUGAUUCAGCUACCAUCAAUGUUUGUGACCGGGCGUGGGACGGCAUCACAAUGGCAGGCCCUGUUCUACCAUCACAUGCUCGAGCGGAAUAUCAACAUCGCAGUUCGCGGAUAUACACCUCUUCAUCUCCAGGUCUCCGCCUCUGACUGCAAAGCAUACGUCGAGUCAAUCGAGGCGUUUGUGAUCAAGCACAAGGCUAUGUUGACCAGUUGA
Messenger RNA from Talaromyces stipitatus ATCC 10500, 1377 nucleotides. Its product is annotated as acetylornithine aminotransferase, putative. Lineage: Eukaryota; Fungi; Ascomycota; Eurotiomycetes; Eurotiales; Trichocomaceae. The record is from RefSeq and is a predicted model, not a curated record. The coding region runs from base 1 to 1377 and encodes 458 amino acids. Gene Ontology annotation, molecular function: pyridoxal phosphate binding; transaminase activity. The transcript is spliced from 2 exons.